Messenger RNA from Ctenocephalides felis (cat flea), 417 nucleotides. RefSeq names its product zinc finger protein 716-like. Gene Ontology annotation, biological process: regulation of transcription by RNA polymerase II. Gene Ontology annotation, molecular function: DNA-binding transcription factor activity, RNA polymerase II-specific; RNA polymerase II transcription regulatory region sequence-specific DNA binding. Gene Ontology annotation, cellular component: nucleus. Bases 1 to 417 code for a protein of 138 amino acids. The record is from RefSeq and is a predicted model, not a curated record. The transcript has a single exon. Lineage: Eukaryota; Metazoa; Arthropoda; Insecta; Siphonaptera; Pulicidae.
AUGUCAGAAGAAACAAUUAUGUCUAUGAAUGAUCAAGCAAUUAAAAUUGAACCAACAGAAUAUUCAGCAGAAGACAUUAAACACGAAAUUGAGGAUGAAUCAGAUGUUUUUGAUGCCAAUAUCAAAUCUGAGUCGUGUUCUGAGGAUGAUGAAACGUGUUUAGAAAGAUUCAUGAUAUCCGAAGUGACUAUAGAAGAAGAAGUCAAACAAGAGUCAAUCGAGACAUUCACUUAUGAAUGUAACAUUUGUAAUCAAUCAUUUGCAGAAUCACAUAAGUUAACGGAUCAUAUUUUCAAUCACAAGCCUAGUGAUAGAAAAGAACGCCCUUUCAAAUGCGGAAUCUGUAAGAAGACUUACAAACUAUCAAAAGUGCUAAAACUACACAUGAUUAUACAUUCUGAAAAAAUGUCCCUUUGA